Molecule: messenger RNA, 526 nt
Organism: Arachis ipaensis
Lineage: Eukaryota; Viridiplantae; Streptophyta; Magnoliopsida; Fabales; Fabaceae
Source: RefSeq, a predicted model, not a curated record
AUCCUCUAUAUACAGAUGGCGUUCCUUUUGCCAAUGACAAUAAACAAAAUCUCACCUGUACACCUGGCCCCAAUUUUUGAGAUGGACAGCAUAACGGAGCGAAACUGGGGAGGGCAUGUUUUGACCUUUAUCGUCAAGGGCAUAACCGACUACAAGGAGAAAAAGAAGAAGGCAAUUGAUGGCUGCCUCUUUGCCUUGGUGAUAAUAUACUUUCAUCUUUCUAAAAAUAAAGGCAAGAAGAGGGCUGAAAGACCACCAAAACCCUGGAUUGCCAACUGGAGUAAGGAGCAGUUGGUCGAAAGAAUGAAUGCAGAAACAGAGGAAAUUUUGGGGAUUGUAAAGAUGGCACAAACAAGAGAGAAAAUGAAAAAAAUAGAGAAAACAGAAAAAAACAACAAAUCAAAAAAACAAAAAAAAAAUGAAGGCAAGUUCAACAUCGUCUUCGGAGGAAGAAACAACUGAUAGUGACAGUUCUACCUCUGAGUCUGAGACUCAAGAAGACUCGGAGGAUUCAGCAAGAAAACAA